Indicator indicator is the source of this 1563-nucleotide messenger RNA. It is a transcript of the gene ZBTB34, whose product is annotated as zinc finger and BTB domain containing 34. Gene Ontology annotation, biological process: regulation of transcription by RNA polymerase II. Lineage: Eukaryota; Metazoa; Chordata; Aves; Piciformes; Indicatoridae. Gene Ontology annotation, molecular function: protein binding; DNA-binding transcription factor activity, RNA polymerase II-specific; RNA polymerase II cis-regulatory region sequence-specific DNA binding. The coding region runs from base 1 to 1563 and encodes 520 amino acids. The transcript has 2 exons. The record is from RefSeq and is a predicted model, not a curated record.
AUGGAUGAUGUUGAGAUCUGUUUGUUCAAUUGGAAAAGCAGAUUACUCUUUACAUCAGUAGAAAUGGACAGCAGCAGUUUCAUUCAGUUUGAUGUGCCCGAGUACAGCAACACUGUUCUGAGCCAGUUAAACGAACUCCGCUUGCAAGGGAAGCUAUGUGACAUAAUUGUGCAUAUUCAGGGUCAGCCGUUUCGAGCCCAUAAAGCUGUCCUAGCUGCCAGUUCUCCCUAUUUCCGUGACCAUUCAGCAUUGAGCACCAUGAGUGGCUUAUCAAUAUCAGUUAUUAAAAAUCCCAAUGUCUUUGAACAGUUGCUUUCUUUUUGUUACACUGGAAGGAUGUCCUUACAGCUGAAGGAUGUUGUUAGUUUUCUAACCGCAGCUAGCUUUCUACAGAUGCAGUGCGUCAUUGACAAGUGCACACAGAUACUGGAGAGUAUUCACUCAAAGAUCAGUGUUGGUGAUGUUGACUCUGUCACUGUUGGUGCUGAAGAAACGCCAGAAAACCGCAAUGGAGUUAAAGACAGCAGCUACUUUGCCAACCCUAUUGAGAUAUCUCCCCCCUAUUGCUCUCAGGUGCGACAGUCAACAGCAGGCAGCGAUCUUAGGAUGGAAACUACUCCUGGCAAAACUCUACGUAGUCGUCUGCAAGAAGAAGGGCAUUCAGAUCGAGGAAGCAGUGGGAGCAUCUCUGAAUAUGAGAUUCAGAUUGAAGGUGAUCAUGAGCAAGGUGACCUGAUAGUAAGGGAAAGUCAGAUUGCAGAGGUGAAAGUUAAAAUGGAGAAGUCUGACAGGCCAAGCUGCUCUGACAGCUCUUCUCUUGGUGAUGAUGGAUAUCAUACGGAAAUGGUGGAUGGAGAGCAAGUGGUGGCAGUAAAUGUUGGUUCCUAUGGGUCUGUCUUACAGCAUGUCUAUUCAUUUACCCAUGCCUCAUCACAGGCUACAGGUGUGUCUGAAACCUUUGGAAGCCUGAGCAAUACGAGUCCUUCAAGGUCAAUGCUGAGCUGUUUCAGAGGGGGUCGUGCACGCCAAAAACGGGUAUCCACCAGUCACUUGCACAGUGAUGUUCAGGGCUUGGCGCAAGGGGCUGACAGUGAAUCCAUGGUGAGUAACCCAGGAUAUGAAAAUAGUCCACAGGAAAGAAAUGCCAGAGGUCAUUGGUAUCCAUACAAUGAGAGGCUGAUCUGUAUUUACUGUGGGAAGUCUUUCAACCAGAAAGGGAGCCUUGAUCGACACAUGCGAUUGCACAUGGGAAUAACUCCUUUCGUGUGCAAGUUUUGUGGGAAGAAAUACACCCGCAAGGACCAACUUGAGUAUCAUAUUCGUGGUCACACAGAUGACAAGCCCUUUCGUUGUGAGAUCUGUGGCAAAUGUUUUCCUUUCCAGGGCACACUAAACCAGCAUUUGCGAAAAAAUCACCCUGGGGUAACCGAAGUAAGGAACAGGGUAGAGUCUCCAGACAGAACAGAAGCAUUUGUGGAACAGAAAGUAGAUAAUGAUGCUUCUGUUUCUGAAGCUAUGGAUUCUGGUAUGGAAAUUCAUGCAAUGUCUAACACAUCUGAUUAA